Mesorhabditis spiculigera is the source of this 1390-nucleotide messenger RNA. Lineage: Eukaryota; Metazoa; Nematoda; Chromadorea; Rhabditida; Rhabditidae. The record is from the annotation of a GenBank genome assembly.
AUGUCCGGCCUCUGCCAGCAGCAACAACAGCAACAAGAGCUGUGGCUGAGCCUUUUGGGCGCUGGAUUGCCGUUGGCAUUCCAGAAUAUCCCCUCGUUCCCCACACCCUCAUCCGAACGGGCCGCCUCCGAUUCGACGGCUUCUGAUGCCGGCGCCGAGUCGCCCGACACCGCCCAGGGAACCCCAACGGCCACCCCGACCACUGAUGACACCGGCCCACCACCCGCAAAACGGAGGAGAAAACCGGAAGCCAAGGACAUUGUACGCCUUCAAGACGACGUCAUCCCGCAGCUGACCCCGGUGCAGGAGGGAGUAGGAUCCGUGGAAGAGGCCGUCGAGGUCGAGCAGACCACACCGGAGAAGGGCGACAUUUUGGGCGAGUUGGAGCGAAGCCCCUCACCGGCCCAAACCCCGACGAGCCGUUCCGAUUCCCCGACGCACCCAUCGACACCCUCCGCGCGCGGAAUGGAGCUGCCUGCCGGAGUCUUGCCGACCUUCUCCCCUCCACCCGCCAACCUGUCCCCAUCAGCCAUCCCGAAUUGGACCCGAAAUCGAGGCUCCGACGCGAAUAAACUGUCGUGUCCGACACCCGGGUGCGAUGGGAGUGGCCAUCAGACGGGACUGUACACCCACCACCGAUCGUUGUCUGGAUGCCCGCGUCGCCCGGACAAGAAUACCAUACAGCUACUCGCCCUCGGCCAAGACACCGUACUCCGUUGCCAGACGCCCGGCUGUACAGGAAAGGGACAUGUCAAUAGCAAUCGAACAUAUGCAAUCCCCCAGCGGUCCCGUAAAAUCGGCGCAAAAAGCGGUAGACACGCCGCUGUCAAUGGUCACGCCUCAGAUACCUAAUCUCCCGCAGUUCAACUCCGACCCCGAGAGCCCGCUGGACUUGACGCUCAGGAACUUGGAGCAGCUCCAGAAAUCGAUGCAACCGCCCGAGCCUCAGCCACAAUUGCAUAGCAGCAUAUUCCUCGACAUACUGCAACAAUUCCAAAUGGGCCGUCUUCCCCCAUUCCUGCCAACCCAGCCCGCAUUCCCACCGGGACUCCUCGGAAACCCAUUCCUCCAGCUCGGCAUGAUGCCAAAUUUUGAGGCACCCCGACUCGCAGCCCCCAAGCAAAUCUCGCCGAUCAGCCCUGCCCCUGCAGUGGCUGAACAGACCGUCAAGGAAGAGCCAACCGAACAGCCCCAAGAAGCCCCCAUCGACGUCGACGAGGAAAAGCCCUCGUCCGCCGAGCCGACCCAACCAAGGCCCGAGCCCCAAGCACAAUCCCCCGCUGAGCAGGAGAAGCUGCCCGAGCUUCCGCCCCUGUUUGCCGGCCGCAUGUUUGGCAGCCCUCUUCAACUCGCCCAGCUGUUGGCACAAUUCCAGCAAGCGCAACCCAUG